Molecule: messenger RNA, 2783 nt
Organism: Meloidogyne enterolobii
Lineage: Eukaryota; Metazoa; Nematoda; Chromadorea; Rhabditida; Meloidogynidae
Source: the annotation of a GenBank genome assembly
AUGUGUGACCGCAAAUUUCGUAAAGAAUCAGAACUUUUAUUACACAAACAAACACACUUAAUUGAAAGAAAACAGAAAAAUAAUUUUUCUUCAAAUUCUGUUAAUAAUUCAUUUCAAUGUUCUGAAUGCCCAACAGUUGUUAGGUCAAAAACAAUGUUGAAUAGACACACGGAAAGUGUUCACGGAAGGAGUGUGAAUUUGGAACAAUUAAAUAAUGGGCAAAAUUUGACUUCUCAAGUUCAGAAUAUUGGCCCCCCUCCUUCAUCCUCACAACAAAUGCUACCUCCACAAACAAAUCCAAUACACAACAACCAUUUACGCAAUUUUCUCUGUACAGAUUGUAAUGUUAGCUUUCGCUCUCAUGGUGUUUUAGCCAAACAUUUGCGAUCUAAACAACACGUAAAAAAUUUAGUUACACUUGGAAAGUUGUCAGAAGAUGCCAAUUCUUUAUUAAUUCGCGAUCAUAGCAAAGCUUUGGGAAAUAUAGACGCAAGCAAUUGUGAGAAGGCGCUUAACUCUACUAAAGAAUUAUUGAAUAAAAUGCGGGAGCAGCUGGGUAUUGUUAGUGAUAAUGCUACUACUGCUUCCUCACAACAAUCGAGUAAUGGAAGUUCACAAAAGACAACAACAGGAAACUCCCCAAGGAUUAUUAGCAGUAUGGGAAGUACAACACAUAAACGUCCAGCAGAACCUUUAGUGCAUGGAUUGAAAAGGAAAAGCAACGAUUUACCGAACAGCGAGGAUUUUGGAGGGAGACCUCAAAAUCCUCAACAAAAUGCUACAACACCUUCUCCACAAUUAAGACGUGAUUCUUUUUCUUCUCCGUCUCCGCAAAGGCCAAAAUACAGUCGAGAUGAUUUGGCACAUCAAUCUGAAUCGCCUUUACAUUCACUUGCUCAAGUUGCUGUUGCAGCUGCGGCAGCCGCUGCUGCACGUCAUCCAUCUCCUUCUACAUCUUCUCAUCCUCAUUCACAACAACAUUCAUCUUCACGUAUUGCAACAGCAAAUGUUUGGGUACCCCCAAAAGUAGAACAAUUACAGCCUUGUAAUGCUGGGGGUGUUUCUCCAAUGUCUACCAUUGAUGCAAGAAAAUCUGUUACCCCUGAAAUGCAUCAACAUAAUGGAUUGAUAGCUAAUGAUAGAUUAGGAUCAAUGCUUUCAAACCGCUCAGCGGAAGAAACUAGCGAAUCUACUGGUACUCGAAGUGAAUCAAGCACUCCAGUACAACGUAAUGUUUGUCAACAACACCCAGGAUUUUCACCUAUGCCUGCCGCUACACGUUGCCAACUUUGUGAUUUAAAUUUUGACUCACCAGCACAACUUUCUGUUCAUUUCCAUGCUGAUCACAUUCUAAUGCGGCAUGGAAGGGAUUUUCGCUGUUCUAGACGUAAUUGUGAAAAAGUGUUCCCUUCGAGAGAGUCGCUAAGAGCUCAUAUUUAUGCGCACUUUUUUGGCGGAUCUGAUGGAAGGGAAAUUGAUAAUCACCUUCAGGCACUACCAUUCGCCUCUGCUGCCGCUUCCUGUCCAGCUUCCCCCUCUCUUUUGGCUAGACGUUCAACUGCUCCAUCAGCACCUCCACCAUGUGCUCAAAGUCCGGGAGUACCAGAAGAAUCACAUUCAGCUAUAGGAAGUCAAUUAGCAAUUGGAGGGGGCCUAAAUAACACCAAUAAUCAUUCAUUUUCUUCCCCUCCUUCUGUUGCGUCAUCUUUUGUUUCAUCUGGAAUAACAACACCUAAAACAACUGGAAGAAUAAAAAUUCCUCCAAAUCGGCGAAAGGGAGAAUAUACUAAUAAUCAACAUUUAAAUAAUGAUAUUAAAAGAAAAGAAGAAAUUUCAGCAACUAAUCCAUCUUUGUUACGUUGCCAAUUUUGUUCUGAACAAUUGCCUGAUGUUCAGGCUUUACAGACUCAUUGGGUAAAACAACACAUGGCUCAACUUACACGUCCCCACGUUUGUGUAGAAUGUGAUGCUGGAUUUACAACAGAAUCAGCAUUACAAGCACAUCGUGAACGACAACAUAAUUUAUCUACUAACAAUAAUGGAAUAAAUUAUAAUUGAUCGAAAAUUUUAAAAAAUUUUUAGAGAAUUAAUUUUUUUAAAAAUAUUUUUUUUUCUAUUUAAUAUUUCUGUUUUUAUUUUUUUUAUUUUUUUUAAAUUUUUAUAUUUACAAUAUCGACAUGACAGAUUUUUUUAAAUUAAAAUUUUGUUAUGGAAAAGUGGAUUUAAGGCUAUUAAAAAAAUUUUUUUUGUUAAUUUUCUUCAUUGUUUCAAAAAAAAAUUCUGCCGAAAAAUUUUUUUAUUCAUUGCCAAAAUCCACCCUUUUCCAUUUUUGUUAUCUCCAUACUUUUUUUUGCGCAAGUCCCUAUGUAUUUCUUGUUUUUAUAUUUUUGCAUGCAUCUAGCAAUGUAUAUAAUAAAUUUUAAUAAACAAACUUUUUUGGAUAAUACUUUUAUUUUAGAUUUUAUUUGGUUUGGUACUUGUUUUUAAGUGGCAGUUGAUCUUGCUUAACUUCCCCUUGAUACCUUGACUAAACUUUAUUCCCAUCGUUUGCCAUAAUGAAAUCUACCAUUUUUCUUUUCCAAACUUCCAUAUAUUGAGAUUUAUUUGGUCAAUUGGUCCUGAUUUAUUACAUUCAGGCUUGAGACUAUAUUGUCAACUUGUUUGUCAAAUUAACUUUUGAUUUUCCUUAUAAUUUUGUCGCACUUUCGCCUAGUCUUACAUCACAUUUAUUUCACCCAAUUCCUCUUGAUACCUUGACUUCUUGCCGGAUUUUAUAUCAUUUU